CUGGGAUGUUUUCCAGCUGUUGUGGGCAGGCAGGAGCAGCAGCAGACCAGGGCAGCCGGGCAGUGUCCUGUCUGGCCUAAGGGAAAGGCCGGCGAGACCCAGCAGCAGCAAAGCCAAGGCGAUCCCAAGAAGGGUCCGCGAGCAGCCAUUAUGCCAGCCACGGGAGGGGACCCCAAAGGAGAGGAUUAUUCCACUGCUAUACUGCGCCAAAAGCAUCGUCCUAACCGUCUCAUUGUGGAUGAAGCUGCCAAUGAAGACAACAGUAUUGUGUGCUUGUCUCAGGCUAAGAUGGAGGAAUUGCAUUUGUUCCGUGGGGACACAGUGCUGCUGAAAGGGAAGAAACGUCGGGAGACUGUGUGCAUUGUACUUACAGAUGACUCCUGUCAGAGUGAGAAGAUUCGCAUGAACCGUGUAACUCGCAACAACUUGCGAGUCCGUCUUGGAGAUGUGGUCAGUGUCCAGGCCUGUCCAGAUGUCAAGUAUGGAAAGCGGAUCCACGUUCUGCCCAUUGAUGACACCAUUGAAGGCAUGACAGGGAACCUCUUUGAAGUUUACCUCAAGCCCUACUUUCUGGAGGCUUAUCGACCUGUACACAAAGGUGACAUUUUUCUGGUGCGAGGGGGAAUGAGAGCUGUGGAGUUUAAGGUGGUUGAGGUGGAUCCCACUCCCCAUUGCAUCGUGGCUCCUGACACUAUCAUCCACUGUGAGGGAGAGCCCAUCAAACGAGAGGAUGAAGAGGAAAACCUCAAUGAUGUUGGCUAUGAUGAUAUUGGGGGCUGCCGCAAACAAUUGGCUCAGAUUAAGGAGAUGGUGGAGUUACCAUUGAGACACCCGGCACUCUUCAAAGCUAUUGGUGUGAAGCCUCCUCGAGGGAUUCUCCUUUAUGGUCCUCCUGGCACUGGGAAAACGCUUGUGGCCCGGGCUGUUGCAAAUGAAACUGGAGCCUUUUUCUUUCUGAUCAAUGGCCCAGAAAUUAUGAGCAAAUUAGCUGGAGAAUCCGAGAGCAACUUGCGUAAAGCAUUUGAGGAAGCUGAGAAGAAUGCUCCAGCCAUCAUUUUUAUUGAUGAGCUGGAUGCCAUUGCUCCUAAGAGGGAGAAGACACAUGGGGAAGUAGAGCGCCGUAUUGUUUCUCAGCUCCUCACACUCAUGGAUGGCCUGAAGCAACGCUCACAUGUGAUAGUUAUGGCUGCCACCAAUCGACCCAACAGUAUUGAUCCUGCCCUGCGUCGAUUUGGGCGUUUUGACCGAGAAAUUGACAUUGGGAUCCCAGAUUCAGUGGGAAGGCUGGAAAUAUUGCAGAUUCAUACCAAGAACAUGAAACUGGCUGAUGAUGUGGAUUUGGAGAAGGUUGCCAAUGAGACGCAUGGCCAUGUGGGUGCCGAUUUGGCAGCAUUGUGCUCUGAGGCAGCACUCCAGGCAAUCCGGAAGAAGAUGAACGUCAUUGACCUGGAGGAUGACACCAUUGAUGCCGACAUCCUUAACUCCAUGGCUGUUACCAUGGAUGACUUCCAGUGGGCUCUUGGCCAGAGUAACCCCUCAGCACUACGUGAGACUGUAGUAGAAGUGCCACAGGUCAGCUGGGAUGAUAUUGGGGGUCUUCAGGAAGUGAAACGUGAGCUGCAGGAGCUGGUGCAGUUCCCAGUGGAGUAUCCUGACAAGUUCCUGAAGUUUGGGAUGACGCCAUCAAGAGGUGUUCUGUUCUAUGGACCGCCUGGGUGUGGCAAGACGCUGCUGGCCAAGGCCAUUGCCAAUGAGUGUCAAGCUAAUUUUGUCUCCAUCAAGGGUCCUGAGCUGCUCACCAUGUGGUUUGGAGAGAGCGAGGCCAAUGUCCGUGAUGUUUUUGACAAGGCCCGGCAGGCAGCACCCUGUAUCUUGUUUUUUGAUGAACUGGACUCCAUUGCUAAAGCACGGGGUGGUGGUGCAGGAGAUGGUGGAGGUGCAGCUGACCGUGUUAUCAACCAGAUCCUCACUGAGAUGGAUGGCAUGACCAACAAGAAGACAGUUUUUAUAAUUGGUGCCACCAAUAGACCAGAUAUCAUCGACCCAGCCAUUCUUCGUCCAGGGCGUUUGGACCAGCUCAUCUACAUCCCUUUGCCUGAUGAGAAGUCUCGAGUGGCUAUCCUCCAAGCCAACCUGCGUAAAUCACCUGUUGCAAAGGAUGUGGACUUGAAUUAUCUGGCUAAAAUCACACAUGGCUUCUCUGGUGCAGACCUCACUGAAAUCUGCCAACGUGCCUGCAAGCUUGCCAUCCGUGAGGCCAUUGAGAUGGAGAUCAAGGCAGAACGGGAACGCCAGCGUCACAAAUAUGCUGCUAUGGAUGAUGAUUAUGAUCCAGUACCAGAGAUCCGCCGUGAUCACUGUGAGGAAGCAAUGCGCUUUGCUCGCCGCUCAGUCAGUGAUAAUGACAUACGCAAAUAUGAGAUGUUUGCCCAAACAUUACAGCAAAGCCGUGGCUUCGGUAAUUUCAGGUUCCCAGCAGGAAAUCAGAACAGUGGUGGGACAGGCAGCACUGGAAGCAACAGCGGCCAAGGGAGCCUUUUCCAGGAAGAGGGUGAUGACGAUCUCUACAACUGAUUGCCUGGGGAAUGCCUACUUCUGCUGGAACUGUUGGUCCCCACUGCUUAUUAUUACCAUAUUUCAUGUGGAAUCUGGAGUGGGAGGCUCUGCAUCCUGUUCUCUUUCACCCUUCUAUACAAAAUCUGGCAACAAACGACUCACAGCUAAUUUUAAUAUGUGAGGCCAUUCUCUUAUUCCCCAUUUGUGUAAUAUGUGAGGCCAGGUGCCUCCUUCCAAGUAUUUCGAACGUCUUGGCUAUGACUUUGAAUCUCGUGGUUUGUCCUAUCGUUGUGCUUGCAGGAUGUUAAGACGGUACCCCUCCCUUUCACUAGGGGGAACCAAUGCCCAAGCAGCUGAAGAACCCUGCUGGAUCAGACCAAAGGCCCAUCUAGUUCAGCAUCCUGCAUUCAACAGCAAUCCACCAGAUGCCUCUCCAAGUAAGAUGUGGAGCUGUCCACUCAUCCUCUUUGUCUUGUCUCAAACAGUCCCAAGAUAGCACUCGUUCCUUUUAGGACUGUAUUGAUGACUCCUUAUGUAGAACUCAGACAGCUGGAGGCUCUGCAGUCUCCCAGCUCUGCUUGCUAGACAGCACCACCUGCUUGCACUGGUCUUGUCUGCCUUACAGCAAAGGCAGCUUUUGGAACCUGGUUAUUCAUGAGACUGUAUGAACUCCAGUUUGUAUCAUCAGGUGAUGGAAGCAUCUGGGUAUCCAAUAAACUGGAAUUGCAUGCCCAUGCUCCUGGGAAAAAAGCUCUGUAAAAGAUGUCACAUAAUAAAGGCCUGUGCUAUAGUG
Sphaerodactylus townsendi is the source of this 3349-nucleotide messenger RNA. RefSeq names its product transitional endoplasmic reticulum ATPase-like. Lineage: Eukaryota; Metazoa; Chordata; Lepidosauria; Squamata; Sphaerodactylidae. Gene Ontology annotation, biological process: mitotic spindle disassembly; retrograde protein transport, ER to cytosol; autophagosome maturation. The record is from RefSeq and is a predicted model, not a curated record. Gene Ontology annotation, cellular component: nucleus; cytosol; VCP-NPL4-UFD1 AAA ATPase complex. Gene Ontology annotation, molecular function: ATP binding; polyubiquitin modification-dependent protein binding; ATP hydrolysis activity. The coding region runs from base 151 to 2574 and encodes 807 amino acids. The transcript is spliced from 18 exons.